AUGCAUAUUUCUUUAUCUGAUUGGCUGUUUUCCUUUUCCUCUCUCUUCCUCCUCCCUUCUCCACAAUUCUCCCUUUUUUCUUCUUCUUUCGUCUUCUGCUCUUUUUCUUCUUUUUCUUCCUCUGCCCAUUUUCUCCUUUUUUUCUUCUUCUUCUCUUUUUUCUUCUUUUUCUUCUUCUGCUCCCCUUUUUCUUCCUCUUUCGUCUUCUGCUCUUUUUCUCCUUUUUCUUCUUCAGCUCUUUCUUCUUCUUUUUCUUCUUCUGCUCAUUUUCUCCUUUUUUCUUCUUCUUCUUCUCUUUUUUCUUCUUUUCUUCUUCAGCUCUUUUUUAUUCUUUUUCUACUUCUGCUCUUUUUCUCUUUUUUCUUCUUCUGCUCUUUUUUCUUCUUUUUCUUCUUCCGCUGUUUUUUCUUCAUUUCUCCUUCUGCUCAUUUUCUCCUUUUUUUCUUAUUCUCCUCUUUUUUCUUCUUUUCUUCUUCUGUUCUUUUUUCUUCUUUUUCUUCUUCUGCUCUUUUUUCUUCUUCAGCUCUUUUUUCUUCUCCUUCUCUUUUUUCUUUUUUUUUCUUCUUCUUCAGCUCUUUGCCUUCUUUUUUCUUCUUCUGCUCUUUUUCAUCUUUUUUCUUCUUUUUCUUAUUCUUCUCUUUUUUCUUCUUUUUCUUCUUCUUCUCUUUUUUCUUCUUCUUCUCUUUUUUCUUCUUUAGCUCUUUUCCUUCUUUUUCUUAUUCUUCUCUUUUUUCUUCUUUUUCUUCUUCUGCUCUUCUUUCUCCUUUUUUCUUCUUCUUCUCUUUUUUCUUCUUUUUCUCCUUCUGCUCUUUUUUCUUCUUUUUCUUCUUGUUCUUCUUCUUCUCUUUUUUCUUCUUCUUCUGCUCUUUUUCUCCCUUUUCUUCUUCAGCUCUUUUUUCUUCUUUUUCUUCUUCUUCUUCUUUUUUUUCUUCUUUUUGUAAUAAUCACAAUGAAAAUAAAAACAGUAUCAAUACAAUUAAUCCAUUGGAUUACGUUUUUGUUCUUUGA
Molecule: messenger RNA, 1008 nt
Organism: Acanthosepion pharaonis
Lineage: Eukaryota; Metazoa; Mollusca; Cephalopoda; Sepiida; Sepiidae
Source: the annotation of a GenBank genome assembly